Molecule: messenger RNA, 3576 nt
Organism: Sphaerulina musiva SO2202
Lineage: Eukaryota; Fungi; Ascomycota; Dothideomycetes; Mycosphaerellales; Mycosphaerellaceae
Product: U5 small nuclear ribonucleo protein component
Exons: 2
Coding region: 1-2961 (986 amino acids)
Biological process (GO): mRNA splicing, via spliceosome
Cellular component (GO): U2-type catalytic step 2 spliceosome; U4/U6 x U5 tri-snRNP complex; cytosol
Molecular function (GO): translation elongation factor activity; GTPase activity; GTP binding
Source: RefSeq, a predicted model, not a curated record
AUGGACGACCUCUACGACGAGUUUGGUAAUUACAUUGGGGAGCCGGAAGAGAGUGAGGACGACGUCGACGCCGGCGCAGACAAUGGCGCGCAAUACCUCGACGACGAUGAGGACGAGCCACCGGCGACAACUGGCCAGGAGCUGAUGGAAAUUGACGACGAGGGGCCAUCGAACGCCGUCGUGCUGCACGAAGACAAGCAGUACUAUCCCUCGGCCUCGCAAAUCUAUGGGCCCGAUGUCGAGACUUUGGUGCAGGAAGAAGAUACGCAGACGCUGCAGCAGCCGAUUGUUGCGCCGGUUGAAAAGCAAAAGUUCACAAUCGAGGAGACGGACCUACCGCACGUCUACUUCGAUCGAGGAUUCAUGACGGAUCUGAUGAGCUUUCCCGAACAGAUACGAAACAUCGCACUCUGUGGGCAUCUGCAUCAUGGAAAGACCAGUAUCAUGGACAUGUUGGUGACUCAGACGCACGAUCUAUCCAAAUUUAUGGAAGGCAAGACCGGAAAGGCUCGUGACGAGACGAUCAAAUACACCGAUACGCACAUACUGGAACGAGAACGAGGUCUGUCUGUCAAGGCCAGCCCGAUGAGCUUGUUGUUACAAGGAACCAAGGGGAAAAGCCAUCUCUUGAAUAUCAUCGACACUCCCGGGCACGUCAACUUCGCCGAUGAGGUUGCAGCAUCCCUGCGAUUGGUCGAUGGUGUCGUUCUGGUGGUGGACGUGGUCGAGGGUGUGCAGGUGCAAACAGAACUGGCCAUCAAACAUGCAGUACUCGCCGGACUGCCACUCGUACUUAUGAUCAACAAAGUGGACAGGCUGAUGCUGGAGCUGAAAUUACCUCCCAAUGAUGCAUACUUCAAGCUCAAGCAUGUUGUAGAAGAGGUCAACACGUUCAUCGAAAACACCAUUCCCGGACAAGGCGAAAAGUUCCGAGUGAGCCCGGAAAAGGGAAAUGUCGCUUUCGCGUGCAGCAGCAUGGAGUGGUGCUUCACGUUACCCAGCUUCGCCACAAUGUAUGCCGAGAACUACCCCAGCGCAGAGUUCGACGUCCAAGAAUUCAGCAAGCGAUUAUGGGGAGACAUUUACUACAAUCCGGGCUCGCGGAAGUUCACUCGAAAGGGAGUCGAGGAUCGUUCGAAACGCAGUUUUGUGCACUUUGUGCUGGAGCCCAUAUACAAGUUGUACUCACAUACCUUAUCCGAGUCGCCUGCAGAUCUGAAAAAGACACUGGGAAGUCUCGGCAUCUCUCUUAAGCCCAGUCAGCUCAAGGCUAACGCCAAAGACCUGCUCAGAUUGGUGUGCGAACAAUUCUUUGGGCCUGCAACUGGUUUUGUCGAUAUGGUUGUACAGCAUAUUCCCUCGCCCGUGCAAGGUGCGAGGCAGAAGCUGGAGAAGUACUAUACGGGCCCCAUGGAUACCAAGACCGCUCAAUCGAUGCUUGAGUGCGAUGCAGAUGGCCCUCUUGUCGUGCACGUCACAAAGCUGUUCAACACGCAAGAUGCACAAGGCUUCCACAGCUUCGGGCGAGUCAUGAGCGGGACAGCGAGGCCUGGCCAGCAAGUGCGUGUUCUGGGCGAGAACUACAGUAUCGACGACGAGGAGGAUAUGGUGAAUGCGACUAUCGAGCAGGUCUGGAUAGCCGAGAGCAGAUACAACGUGCCUGUCUCAGGCAUGCCUGCUGGUAACUUUGUCUUGCUGGGCGGGAUUGACAACUCGAUCAUGAAGACCGCAACUGUGAUUGCGCCUAAGCUGCCUGAUGAAGAAGAAGCAUACAUUUUCAAACCAGUCGCACACUUCUUUGAGAGUGUCUUCAAGGUUGCUGUCGAGCCCAUCAACCCAUCGGAGCUUCCGAAGAUGCUUAACGGUCUGCGCCACAUCAACAAAUCGUACCCACUCAUCACGACCAAGGUCGAAGAGAGUGGUGAGCAUGUCGUUCUGGGCACCGGAGAGCUGUACAUGGAUUGCGUCCUUCACGACCUGCGAAAGCUUUACGCACAGAUGGAAAUCAAGAUCUCAGAUCCUGUCACAAGGUUCUGUGAGACUUGCGUCGAUCAAAGUGCCAUGAAAUGUUAUGCUUUGACACCAAACAAGAAGAACAAGCUGACCUUCGUCGCCGAGCCACUCGAUGAUGGCAUCGCAGAAGAUAUCGAGUCCGGCAAGGUCAGCAUCAAGGAUCCGGUCCGCAAAGUUGGAAAGUUCUUCGAAGAGAACUACGGCUACGAUAUCCUUGCUAGCCGUAACAUAUGGGCGUUUGGUCCUGACGACAUGGGUCCGAACAUACUACAGAACGAUACUCUCCCUUCGGACGUCGACCAGAAGCUUUUGCGAAGUGUGAAGGACACAAUCCGUCAAGGUUUCAGCUGGGGAACGAGGGAAGGUCCUCUGUGUGAGGAGCCUAUUCGGAACGUCAAAUUCAAGAUUACAGACGUCGAGCUCGCAUCAGAAGCCAUCUUCCGUGGAGGUGGUCAGAUUAUCCCUACCGCAAGACGAGCAUGCUAUUCGUCUUUCCUCAUGGCGGGACCCAGACUGAUGGAGCCAAUGUACUCGUGUACCAUGCUCGGGCCUGCCAACAGCGUCAGCUCGCUCUACACAGUUCUCGCCCGGAGAAGAGGGCACGUGUUGAGCGAUGCACCAAUCCCUGGAACUCCUCUGUAUAGUGUGCAGGGUCUGAUUCCUGUGAUUGACUCAUUCGGUUUCGAGACUGACCUGCGCAUUCACACCCAAGGUCAAGCUACUGUAUCGCUCGUGUUCGACCGAUGGCAGGUCGUGCCUGGCGACCCACUGGAUAAGAGUGUGAAGCUCCGACCACUGGAGCCAGCUAGCGCUCAAGCUACAGCUCGAGACUUUGUGCUCAAGACGAGGCGGAGAAAAGGGCUCAGCGAGGAUGUCACUGUUAGCAAAUAUGUGGAGCCGGAGAUCAUGAGGCAAUUGAGGGAAACCGGCAUGCUUGAUGGAGCUUGACGGAGCACGCAUGGUCACGAAGGCACAUUUCCCACACCGAGUUAGGAAGCAAGCGGGAGAUCCCCGGUCAUUGCCAUUGCAACAGGAAUUUCCGUAUUGUCCUGCAUUCCACGAGUACGCGGCUGCCUGGCUGCCCGUCGCUGCUGGUGAGCCAGUGUGAGAGUUUGCCAGUACUACACGCAUGGCCAGAUGUACCGCGCCAGAGAGAACUCUGUCAUAGUCUCCGGCUUUGAUGUGACGCUUCAUACGCGACACGCCGAUUGGAGUUGAGCCCACGUUAUAUGGAGUAAUUCGUGGUAGGCGACUGUAUAUACCCGGGCAAGGCACAUCCUACCGAACGAGCUGAGAGAAGACGACAGAGAUGCUCAAUAACACUGGCGGCGGCGAUUGGGUGCACUUGGGGGACUACACUUGUUACAAGUAGUACUCCGUUUAUCUUGUCACGGUAGUGACAGCAACAUUCCUCACCAGCUUCUCGCAAAGAAGAUACUGUACCAAAGGUCAUGUACCGUAGUGUAGCAGAAGUAGCUGCCUCAGGUUUCUAAACAUUAAAGGGCACCUUCCAAUAUGUACCUAGGUUAGGUACUUAUAGGUACCUGUAUUCCAACAUUCUUC